Drosophila mojavensis is the source of this 965-nucleotide messenger RNA. Its product is annotated as trypsin alpha-3. The record is from RefSeq and is a predicted model, not a curated record. Bases 30 to 833 code for a protein of 267 amino acids. Gene Ontology annotation, molecular function: serine-type endopeptidase activity. The transcript has a single exon. NCBI's taxonomy places the organism in Eukaryota, Metazoa, Arthropoda, Insecta, Diptera, Drosophilidae. Gene Ontology annotation, biological process: proteolysis.
AAUAAUAUUAGAAUUUUGGAUUUUCCGUAAUGUCGUGGUCGUCGUCGUCGUGUUUCGGAUUACUUGCUGCUACUUUCUUGGGGCUGCUUUCGCUGGCAGCAUUGACCCAAUGCGCCUCCAUUAGCACCCACAUUGUGGGUGGCACUGAAGCGGAUAUUGUCAAUUAUCCGUACCAGGUAUCGGUCCGAUUGGAGUCAUACAUGUUGCUGCACAUUUGUGGUGGCAGCAUCUAUGCACCUCGUGUGGUGUUGACUGCUGCCCACUGCAUUAAAGGACGCUUCGCCUCCUACAUACGUAUUGUGGCGGGGCAGAAUUCGAUAGCCGAUCUGGAUGAGCAGGGAGUUAAGGUCAGCAAGCUGAUUUAUCACAGUGGCUAUAAUAAGAAGACGCAUGUGAAUGAUGUGGGUAUGAUCAUAACCACUGUACCAUUGGCUUACUCCAAUCUGGUCCAGCCUAUUCCUUUGGCUGUGGACUCACCCAGCCCGGGCACUCAUGCCAUAGUCAGCGGCUGGGGCAAGCGCACCGAGGCGGAUGAAGCACUACCAGCCAUGCUGCGUGCGGUGGAGGUCGAGAUUAUGGACAGAAACACCUGUGGCUCUCAGUAUUCGACCAAGGAUUACAAAAUAACGGAUGAAAUGUUGUGCGCAGGUGUUGAGCAGGGAGGCAAAGAUGCCUGCAGUGGUGAUUCUGGAGGGCCAUUGACUGUCGAUGGAGUCUUGGUGGGCAUUGUGUCCUGGGGAGUGGGUUGUGCUCGCGAAGGCUUCCCUGGAGUUUACACUAGCGUGAAACACCACACAGCUUGGAUUGAGGAACAUGCUGCUCCAUACUUGUAAACUGCGAAUUGUUUUCGUAAUAACACAACUAUAAAGUGAAAAAAUUAAGCGAACAAAUUAACAUUGUAUAUCUACCUUUAGUGGUUUUUAUAUUUAAAGAAACUGAACAUUAAAAAUGUAUUUUAAAUCUUA